Artibeus jamaicensis (Jamaican fruit-eating bat) is the source of this 847-nucleotide messenger RNA. RefSeq names its product histone H2A type 1. Gene Ontology annotation, cellular component: nucleosome. Lineage: Eukaryota; Metazoa; Chordata; Mammalia; Chiroptera; Phyllostomidae. Bases 40 to 432 code for a protein of 130 amino acids. The transcript has a single exon. The record is from RefSeq and is a predicted model, not a curated record. Gene Ontology annotation, molecular function: protein heterodimerization activity; DNA binding; structural constituent of chromatin.
UCACUUGAUCAUCUGCUUAGUGUUCAAGUCCUAAGAAAAAUGUCUGGACGUGGAAAACAGGGCGGCAAGGCGCGCGCCAAGGCCAAGACACGCUCCUCCCGCGCUGGUCUCCAGUUUCCAGUCGGCAGAGUGCACCGCCUGCUCCGCAAGGGCAACUACGCCGAGCGGGUCGGGGCCGGCGCGCCCGUCUACCUGGCGGCAGUGCUCGAGUACCUGACGGCCGAGAUCCUGGAGCUGGCGGGCAACGCGGCGCGCGACAACAAGAAGACGCGCAUCAUCCCGCGCCACCUGCAGCUGGCCAUCCGCAACGACGAGGAGCUCAACAAGCUGCUGGGCAAGGUGACCAUCGCGCAGGGUGGCGUGCUGCCUAAUAUCCAGGCCGUGCUGCUGCCCAAGAAGACCGAGAGCCACCACAAGGCCAAGGGCAAGUAAAAGCCUGCAGCGGCGCCAACAAGUUGAAACCAAAGGCUCUUUUCAGAGCCACUAACUUUUUUACUGAAAGGGCUUGCAUUUUUUUUUUUAUGCAAGUAGUUGAAACUGAAAUUUACUGUGCUUUGCUAGUAGACGUCGGUACUUAAAUAACCCCAUAAACUCGAAGUUAACCAUCAACUUGGAAGUGCAAUAAACGCGAAAGUUAGCCAAAUAAAUGAAAACCACCGAGGCUUGGUUUAAGAUACAUAGUUACAGCAAAUUUAGUAAAUGAGCGGCAAGGAAACCAUUCUUCAGACUUCUUUGAUCUGUGUUUUGCAUCAUUAUCCCCAACUCUGCUGGGCCCCAGGCAAUUGUAAAUAAAAAAGCAGUAACACAUGCCUCCGAGUCAGGUUCUUUAGGCGGGUCUUUUCAGAGG